AUGUCUGAGUUAAACACCCAAACAACAAAAACAACUGAAGAACGAGCGAAAGAAAUUUCUGAUUUAAUUAGAAGGAAUAAAGAAUGGGCCGAAGGUAAAGAGCAACUCGUCGAUAAGGGAAAGAGACUUGAAGAAGAAAAUACCAAACUUCAUGAAGAGGUCGCCGCCCAAACAGAAAAAAUUGGGAAGUUGGAGAACCAACUUUUAACAUAUGAAAAGAACACACAAGAAGCCAAAGAAGUCUCUGAAGCACUCAAAAAACUCCAAACAGAGUUUGAAAGGAAAACAUCAGAAGAUGAAACUUUGAAGCAGGAAAAGGAACAACUGAACGCGGAACUGAAAGAAGUCAAAACAGACAAUUCACUUUUUAAGGAAAAGAAUGAAGUACUCGAGAAACAAAUAGCUGAGAACACUACGGAACUCCAGAAGCAACGGGAAAAAAACAAAAAGGCAAAUGAAACUAUCGAAAAACUGUUAAAGGAAACGACCGAACAAAGCUCUAAAUAUGCCUUUCUAAUGAAAGAAAAGUGCCAACUUACUAUUUCGCUCGAACAGAUGAAAACUCAAAUGUCUCAACUAGUUGGAGAUAAACAAAAAUUGGAGGAAAAAAUGACAACAAAAGAUGCGGAAAUGCAGAAAAUGCAAGACGCAGUGAUUUCGGCGUCAAAGAACAUCGAAAAGCUCCAAACAACAAUUUUGGAGAAAACUCAGAAGAUCAAAAAUUUGGAAAACAUCAUCGAACAACAAAAAGUGUAUGAAGGCCAAAUCAAUGAACUGAAACAAGAAAAUAAAGAAAAACAAAUGCAGAUUGAAACGAUAAACACAAAAUUGGCUGAACUUCAUACCAAAUUGGAGAGUGAAAAGACGAAGAGUCUUGAAGUUGUUAAAAAGAUUGAAACUCUUCAAGUGGAAAAUGCGAAAUACGUCAAUGAGAAGAAAAAUGAUGAAAUUGAAAUGACUCGUCUUCAACAAGAAGUGCAAAAGAACGAAGUGGAAAGAAUUAAAAAGACAGAGGACAAUACAAAAAUUGUCGAGAAGUUGGAGAAGAAAGUUUUUGAAUUGACAGAAGAACAAAAACGGGCGCAGAGUC
This is a messenger RNA of Entamoeba invadens IP1, 1090 nucleotides long. Its product is annotated as meiosis-specific nuclear structural protein, putative. The record is from RefSeq and is a predicted model, not a curated record. The annotation marks the transcript as partial. NCBI's taxonomy places the organism in Eukaryota, Evosea, Mastigamoebida, Endamoebidae. The transcript has a single exon.